AUGUCGCAAAAUAAUCAAAGUGAUAUUUUGAAAAACAUUUCAGCUUUACUUGAUGAAAUUUUCAAUCAUGAAAACAUUUGUGAUCGGAAUGAAAUUUCUCCAACCCUUAUGCAGUUAUAUACAAAUAUAUACGAAUAUGUCACGAUGGCUGCAUUUCACAAUUCACAUUUAUCUAAUCGAUUAGGUGUCAAUAAAAGACAAGAUGUGAUAGGAGAAGGCGUAUAUCUGCACUUAGAGAAUUAUUUACGGAAGAAAUUCGACGAUAUAUCGAAGGUAUGGCUUCAACGUCAACUUGACUCCGGAAGACGUGGUAUCUAUAAAAUUGAUGUGUUAGCCCAACGACUUUGGACAGAAAUUGUGUUAAAACCACAUUUUCAGAAACUAAUACAAGUAUGUUUGACCUCAAUUAAUAUUAAUCGUCAAAGUCGUUUAUCAUCUCUUGACUCAAAAUUGAUCAAAUUUAUUUUAGAUUUAUAUUUUGAUGAAAAUUCAAUUGAUAUGAUGGAUGAUGAUAUUUAUAUGGACAGUUUUGAGGAAAAAUUUCUUGACACAACAGAAGAUUUUUAUUGUCGAAAAAAACUUCCUGUUAUCGAAUCAAAUGAUGAACUGUUGAAAUAUUUAAAAAUGACAGUACAAAAUAUUGAUUUUGAAAUUAAUCAAGCGAGAGCGUAUCUGCCUGAAGAAAAACCAACAUUGAGAAUAUUUACAGACUUAUUAAAAAAGAAACCUUUUUCAAAUAAUAUUCUCAAUAUUAUUGUGGGAAAACUUCAAUUACUCGUAUCAGAUGAGAAUAAUUAUCAGGAACUAACUGCGUUAUUUGAACCUAUUCGUGAAUUAAUAAAGUUAAAAAAUGAAUUGUCAAAAUUAAUUGAAACUCAUAUUUAUGAAAAAGCAAUGAAUACAAUUGAGUCUAUCAGUGACGAUCUCAUUAAUGUAAGUUUACUAGUUUUUAUGAUCGAUCUCAUGUCUUAUGAAUAUUAUAUUUAGCAUCCAUUAUCAUACAUUGAAACAAUUCUUAAUAUUCACGGAAAAUAUCUAAAGCUUAUCCAGGAAACCUUUGUAGGGGACCAAAGUUUGGUUGUUGCUUUCGAUAGAGUAAAUUCUUUCAUUUUUUGAAAUUCAAUGAAAAACAAAUGUAUAAUAUAGGGUUAUGCUAAAUUUAUCAAUCAAAAU
Molecule: messenger RNA, 1173 nt
Organism: Adineta steineri
Lineage: Eukaryota; Metazoa; Rotifera; Eurotatoria; Adinetida; Adinetidae
Source: the annotation of a GenBank genome assembly